Rhinichthys klamathensis goyatoka is the source of this 3134-nucleotide messenger RNA. It is a transcript of the gene slc5a6a, whose product is annotated as solute carrier family 5 member 6a. Gene Ontology annotation, biological process: pantothenate transmembrane transport; biotin transport; sodium ion transport. Gene Ontology annotation, cellular component: membrane. The transcript is spliced from 16 exons. The record is from RefSeq and is a predicted model, not a curated record. NCBI's taxonomy places the organism in Eukaryota, Metazoa, Chordata, Actinopteri, Cypriniformes, Leuciscidae. Gene Ontology annotation, molecular function: sodium-dependent multivitamin transmembrane transporter activity. The coding region runs from base 224 to 2092 and encodes 622 amino acids.
UCAAUGGAAAGCAACCUUUGCGUGAUGUCAAGGAGAGUAGGGGUGGUCUGAACCGAGACUGGUUUUAAACCUUUCUCCAUUCAUCACUCAUUAUUCAUCGCAUGAACUCUGACCAAGCACGUCACCUGCAAUCCUUCACGAUGACCCAAUGUGUAACUAUCCACUGACCCUUCACUGAUCAUCCAGGGGCCACAUCACUCUGUGCGCUCCACCUCACGGCAUCAUGGGGGACGUAGUUCAAAUGCACUUCAGCACGGUGGAUUACGUGAUUUUCGUCUUGCUGCUAGUGGCCUCCGCUGGAAUCGGCCUUUACUACGCUUUCUCAGGGGGUCGCCAGAGUACCACGCAGGAGUUCCUGCUGGCCGACCGCAGCAUGCGCUGCCUUCCGGUGUCUCUUUCACUACUGGCCACUUUUCAAUCAGCGGUGGCCAUCCUGGGCGCCCCAUCGGAGAUUUACACCUAUGGGACGCAGUACUGGUUCCUGGGCUGCUCCUACUUCCUGGGCCUGCUCAUCCCUGCACACAUUUUCAUUCCGGUUUUCUAUCGGCUCCGCCUCAGCAGCGCCUAUGAGUAUCUGGAGCUUCGUUUUUGUAAAAGUGUUCGGAUAUGUGGCACUGCGACCUUCAUCUUUCAGAUGGUUAUCUAUAUGGGAGUUGUUCUGUAUGCUCCCGCACUUGCACUAAAUGCAGUAACAGGUUUUGACCUUUGGGGAGCAGUGCUAGCCAUGGGAUUGGUGAGCACGCUUUAUACAGCAUUGGGGGGUCUGAAAGCAGUGAUCUGGACAGACGUGUUCCAGACAAUCGUGAUGUUUGCGGGGCAGCUGGCAGUGAUCGUGGUGGGUACCCACCAGGCAGGGGGCAUCGCUGAAGUAUGGAGGAAAGCACAAAACGGCAGCCGUAUCUCAGGCCUUGACCUGAACCCUGACCCGUUAGAGAGGCACACGUUUUGGACUCUAGGAGUGGGGGGCGUUUUCCUCAUGCUGGCCCUGUAUGGAGUGAAUCAGGCUCAGGUCCAGAGAUAUCUCAGCUCCCGCACAGAGAAAGAGGCCAUAAUGUCCUGCUAUGUGGUGUUUCCAUGCCAACAGGUUGUGCUCACAUUGGGCUGUCUAAUGGGUCUUGUUAUGUACGCUCGAUAUGGGGAGGAGAGCCCCCUGGAUAAGGGCUACGUCAAAACCAAUGACCAGAUGGUACUGUACUUUGUAAUGGAUGUGUUGAGAGAUCUUCCUGGUUUACCAGGACUGUUUGUUGCCUGCCUGUUUAGUGGAGCUCUCAGCACAAUCUCAUCUGCCUUCAACUCUCUGGCAACAGUUACCAUGGAGGACUUGAUCAAACCACAUGUCCCAGCCAUGACGGAGGCUCGUGCCACCCUCUUAUCAAAAAUGUUGGCGAUUGGCUAUGGGCUUGUGUGUCUAGCUAUGGCGUACCUCGCAUCCCUAAUGGGCUCUGUGCUGCAGGCGGCACUCAGUAUAUUUGGGAUGGUGGGAGGACCUCUUCUUGGCCUUUUCUGUCUUGGGAUGUUUUUUCCUUGGGCCAAUUCCACUGGUGCUCUGGUUGGACUGGCAUCAGGGCUGGUCAUGGCUUUCUGGAUCGGUAUCGGCAGUUUUGUUUCACGUAUGUCUCCACCUGGGAUAAAUGGCACCAUCAUGCCUGAUGUAGGAAACAUGACAACAGCUAUCAUGACGACGCUCAUCACAACUAAACCCAGGCCCUCUGGAGUUCAGGCUCUGUACUCUUUAUCAUACAUGUGGUACAGUGCUCAUAAUUCUACCACGGUUGUGGUGGUGGGACUACUGGUCAGCUUUCUCACAGGGCCAUGGAAGGAGAAGGACUUAAACCCAGGUACCAUUUACCCUGUGCUUGGCACUUUGCUGUUCUUUCUGCCAGAACGGUACAGGGAGAAACUCUGCUGUGUAACCCCACUGGAAGACAAGCCCAAAGGUCUGGACCUCCAGCCUUACCUGAUGGCCCAGAUAAAGAGCAACGGUGUUGCCUGCACUAAUGAAGAAGACAAGAUCAGGGAAGAGGAGGGAGAACAGAUAACCGCCCAGCCAACUUGUAACCUGGCCCAUACGGUGCAGGAAACAGCCUUGUGAAAUCUCCUACACUAUGUCAGACCUAAAGGACACUUAGUUUCCCACACGCUCAAGGAGAAAAACAUCUGUUAGAAUGUCAACAGAUGCCAGCGAUGGAGGUGAGGGGUUGUCUUGUUUAUAUGUGAUACUUUAUGAUGUCAGUGGUCUGUCAUAAAAAUCGUAUUGUGUUUGAGAUCCUGUUGAACAAAUUGAGAUGUGUUGAGCUGAUGUGAUCACCUAAAUCUUUUAGUUUACAUGUCCUAAAUUUAAUCUUAAGAUUACUUGGUUGAAUAUUGCUGGGUCGUGAUAUAUGCGUCGCACACGCACAAAUCAAACGAACGGCGGGUUUAAGAUUUAAGGUUUAUUACAAGAAAGACCACAGUUUGCACAAAUCUUUAGUCGUUUAAUGUCACUGCCAUUCAAGUUUCGGGGUUUCUCUCUCCCAAAGAUUUUGUUCACUACCAUUAGCCUUUCCAUUCUGUUUGCCUUUGAAAGCACUACAGAUGAGUUCACUAAACCGAGUUAAGUUUACAGCAAAUGAAGAAUGGCUAGUAUCGAAAAAUGUAAAUGUAGUGAACUUUCAGCGUGUCAUCUGCAGUGAAGAAGUGCCAUAUUGUGAUCGAUCCAAUGAAUCUAAUGCCUGUUUAAUCUGUAGUUACCUCAUUGAAGCCCAUUGUUUGUGACAAGUGCCUCCUCAUAUGAAUGUAUGAUGUAGUUUUGUGACUGGAUUGUUUCUUUAGUUUGUCGUUUUCGUAGUCUAACCCAAAUGGAGCAUGGCCCUGACCAUGAUAAGAUGUUUUUUAAGCAUCUGGAUGCCCCUCUAUUGAAUUCCCAUGAUGCUUUGCAUUUUGAGAGCCUGGCUAACUAUACUUUAACAUCUCAAAAAAUAUAUAUUUAUGUUUGCCUAGAUUGUAUAUUAUUUUGAUAUACAUAAAACCAUCUUGAAUUAUGACCCUGAUAAGAUGGUUUUUAAGCAUCUAGAUGCCCCUCUAUUGAAUUCCCAUGAUGCUUUGCAUUGUUAGAGCCUGGCUAACUUUACUUUAACAUCUUUAAAAAAUAUAUA